CUCCCUCUGUGAUGAUUAAAAAAGAUCCCAUUGCUAAUUCCUUCAUCACUGGGAAAAACAGGAGAGAACUCCAAAGAUGUUUGCAUCUCUCCCUCAUUUGAGAGCUAGUAGAAGUUUGGAUAAGCAGACAUGGUAGCUGGUGUCCCCUUCAAUUGUCCACUUCCAUCCUUUUGAACUCUUGGUUCCCACAAAAGAAGCUAUCCUCCAGAAGCCAGCCUCUUGGGAAUUUCCUUUUGUUUCUUCAAGAUUAACCAGUUCUGCCUUGGCAGCAGGAGCAGUCGACUACGGGAGGAGAGGCUCUUAUGGGGUUUCAGCAUUUUUCCAAGGAGGCUUUGUCUCCCCCAGUUCCUCAGUGGUAGCGAAGCUGGUUUCCUGUAACGUCUUCCUCUUUUUCUGGUGAGAGAUGCUGUUAGCCAUCUAGCAGCUUCCUGUACUGUAGGUCAACUGUUGUGGCCUGGUGAAAAGAAAUCUGGUGCAAUAAUGUUCGGCAGUAAAAAGAAAUCGCUUGAAGUGGAACGGAUAGUGAAAGCCAAUGACCGUGAAUAUAACGAAAGGUUCCAGUAUGCGGAUAAUCGUAUCCACACAUCCAAGUACAACAUUCUCACCUUCUUGCCAAUUAAUUUAUUUGAACAGUUCCAAAGAGUGGCAAAUGCCUAUUUCCUUUUCCUUCUGAUUUUACAGCUGAUUCCAGAAAUCUCCUCCUUGACCUGGUUUACCACCAUUGUGCCUUUGGUUUUGGUGAUAACCAUGACAGCUGUCAAAGAUGCCACAGAUGACUAUUUUCGCCACAAGAGUGACAAUCAAGUGAAUAACCGACAGUCUGAAGUCCUCCUCGACAGCAAACUACAGAAUGAAAAAUGGAUGAAUGUGAGAGCGGGAGACAUCAUUAAACUAGAAAAUAACCAAUUUGUUGCUGCCGAUUUGCUUCUUCUAUCAAGUAGUGAGCCACAUGGUCUCUGUUAUGUUGAAACUGCUGAGCUUGAUGGGGAAACGAACCUAAAAGUUCGCCAAGCACUAUCAGUUACCUCAGAACUCGGAGCUGACGUUAGCAGGCUUGCAAAGUUUGAUGGGAUUGUUGACUGUGAGGCGCCUAAUAAUAAAUUAGAUAAAUUCACGGGAGUCCUCUCUUGGAAAGACAGCAAGUACUCCCUCAACAAUGAGAAGAUAAUCCUGAGAGGCUGUGUGCUGAGAAACACCAGCUGGUGUUUUGGAAUGGUAAUUUUUGCAGGUCCUGACACUAAACUAAUGCAGAACAGUGGUAAAACUAAGUUUAAAAGGACAAGCAUUGAUAGACUGAUGAAUAUUCUUGUGCUCUGGAUUUUUGGGUUUCUGGUAUGCUUGGGAAUUAUUCUUGCAAUAGGAAAUUCAAUCUGGGAGCAUCAAGUUGGGGACCAAUUCAGAACUUUCCUCUUUUGGAAUGAAGAAAAGAAAAACUCUGUGUUCUCAGGAUUUUUAACAUUCUGGUCAUAUAUUAUUAUUCUCAAUACAGUUGUACCCAUUUCAUUGUAUGUGAGUGUGGAAGUAAUUCGCCUGGGACACAGUUAUUUUAUAAACUGGGAUCGGAAGAUGUAUUACUCUGGGAAUGCAACACCUGCUGAAGUUCGAACGACGACACUCAAUGAGGAACUCGGCCAGAUUGAAUACGUUUUCUCUGACAAAACGGGCACAUUGACACAAAACAUAAUGACUUUUAAAAAAUGUUCCAUUAAUGGAAGGAUCUAUGGUGAAGUGCAUGCUGACCUGAGUCAGAAGACAGAAAUGAUUAAGAAAAAGGAGGCUGUGACUUUCGCUGUCAACCAUGCAGAUAGCAAAUUUCAGUUCUUUGACCACAACCUGAUUGAAUCCAUUAAACUGGGUGAUCCCAAAGUGCAUGAAUUCCUUAGGUUACUUGCUCUCUGCCAUACUGUGAUGUCGGAGGAGAAUAGUGCAGGACAGCUGAUUUACCAAGUUCAAUCACCUGAUGAAGGGGCUCUAGUGACUGCUGCAAGAAAUUUGGGGUUCAUUUUUAAGUCUCGGACCCCAGAAACUAUAACAAUAGAGGAAUUGGGAACACUUGUUACUUACCAAUUGCUUGCCUUUUUGGAUUUUAACAACGUCAGGAAAAGGAUGUCUGUCAUAGUUCGAAACCCAGAAGGGCAGAUAAAGCUUUAUUCCAAAGGAGCAGAUACUAUUCUAUUUGAAAGACUUCAUCCUUCCAAUGAAGACCUUCUGUCUUUGACGUCAGACCAUCUCAGUGAAUUUGCAGGGGAAGGCCUCCGAACUUUGGCUAUUGCGUACAGAGAUCUGGAUGACAUGUACUUUAAAGAGUGGUAUAAAAUGCUUGAAGAUGCAAAUAUUGCCACAGAUGAGAGGGAUGAACGGAUAGCUGGGCUCUAUGAAGAAAUUGAAAGAGAUUUGAUGCUACUAGGUGCCACUGCUGUAGAAGAUGAAUUACAAGAGGGUGUUAUCGAAACAAUUACAAAUUUAUCACUAGCCAAUAUUAAGAUCUGGGUCCUAACAGGAGACAAACAAGAAACUGCCAUCAACAUUGGAUAUGCCUGCAACAUGCUGACUGAUGAUAUGAACGAAGUGUUUGUUAUAGCAGGAAACACAGCAGUGGAAGUCCAAGAAGAACUCAGGAAAGCAAAGGAAAAUUUGUUUGGACAAAGCAGAAGUGUUUCCAACGGCCAUGUAGUUUGUGAAAAAAAGCAGCAGCUGGAGCUGCACUCAAUCGAAGAAGAAACUGUAACAGGAGAUUAUGCCUUAGUCAUAAAUGGCCACAGUUUGGCCUAUGCCCUAGAAAGCGAUGCCAAGAAUGAUCUCCUAGAACUUGCCUGCAUGUGUAAGACUGUGGUUUGCUGCCGAGUCACCCCACUCCAGAAAGCCCAAGUCGUAGAACUGGUGAAACAGCACAGAAAUGCUGUCACUUUGGCCAUCGGCGAUGGAGCCAAUGACGUCAGCAUGAUCAAAAGUGCUCACAUCGGCGUUGGCAUCAGUGGCCAGGAAGGGCUGCAGGCCGUCUUAGCCAGCGACUAUUCAUUCGCGCAGUUUCGAUACCUCCAGAGGCUACUCCUUGUUCACGGGCGGUGGUCCUAUUUCCGAAUGUGCAAAUUCUUAUGCUAUUUCUUCUACAAGAAUUUUGCAUUCACACUCGUGCAUUUCUGGUUUGGUUUCUUCUGUGGUUUCUCAGCCCAGACUGUUUAUGACCCAUGGUUCAUCACCCUUUUCAACAUUGUCUACACAUCACUGCCUGUUUUAGCCAUGGGGGUUUUUGACCAGGACGUAAGUGAACAGAGCAGCCUGGACUACCCCCACCUCUACGAACCUGGACAGCUGAAUCUACUCUUCAACAAGCGUAAAUUUUUCAUCUGCGUGGCUCAUGGAGUCUACACCUCAUUAGCUCUUUUCUUCAUUCCCUAUGGGACCUUCUACGAUGUGGCUGGGGAAGAUGGGCAGCACAUUGCCGACUACCAGUCCUUUGCAGUGACCAUGGCCACAUCGUUGGUCAUUGUGGUCAGCGUGCAGAUAGCCUUGGAUACUAGUUACUGGACUGUCAUUAACCACAUCUUCAUCUGGGGAAGCAUUGCCACUUAUUUCUCCAUUUUAUUUGCAAUGCACAGUAAAGGCAUCUUUGGCAUCUUCCCAAACCAGUUUCCAUUUGUUGGAAAUGCACGACAUUCCUUAAAUGAGAAGUUAACCUGGCUUGUUGUUCUCUUAACAACCGUGGCUUCAGUUAUGCCAGUGGUGGCAUUCAGGUUUUUGAAAGUGGAUUUAUACCCAACCUUGAGUGACCAGAUCCGCAGGUGGCAGAAGGCUCAAAAGAAGGCAAGGCCUCCAAGAAGUCGAAGGCCUCAGGCCCGCAGAUCAAGCUCAAGAAGAUCUGGAUAUGCUUUUGCUCACCAGGAGGGCUAUGGGGAGCUUAUCACAUCUGGAAAAAAUAUGCGAGCUAAAAAUCCACCCCCAUCGUCAGGGUUGGAAAAGACACUGUAUAAUAGCCCCAGCUGGAUUGAAAAUUUAUAUAAGAAAACCACAGAUACAGUGAACAGCUUUAGCCAGGAUAAAACAGUGAAACUAUGAGUCAAAAUGAAUUUGAACCACAUAGUUAUCUUUUCACUUCAGCUGGAGCUGAAAUUCAGCUGGCUCCAGAGGUUGGGAUCAGGGGGUAGGAGUGGGGCAGGUUGCCUCAUUUCACUUAAAUCUGUGGCGGGCAGCUGCCAGUGCUCUGCAAGAAGUGAUGUUCUCCACGGAGACCAGGCCAGAUGGUCACUAUCUAGUUCUUGAUUUGAUGGGCAAAACCCUCAGUUCAAGCACCAUACAAUAACAAUUGACUUUAAACUUUAGAAACUCAUUUAAUGGAGAAAAAUUUGUACAUCCGCUCGUUUCAAGUGGCUCUUCAGAUGGAUAGAAGAGUACAUUCCAAAGGCUAUAUGUCCCAGCUGAAAAACAUGCUUGUUGACAGAUGAGCAUGUGUAUAUGUAAGAACAGCCCUUUCCAAGAAACGCUUUCAGGAUUUAAAAUGUGCACCAAGGUGCCUUCCAACUAAGGGCAGCUUGUCCCUCUCCAGUCUUAAUGUCUACCUAGCUGUUCAGUCAGGACAGCAAAUCCCUGCCUGGAGAAUAGAAACACAUGUUGGUGUUCCCCAUUUUUCUAUCAGUAGAUGCCAAGGGAAAGAGUAAACUGAACAUCUUUAAAGUAAUGAAGGCUGGUAAUUUGAUUGAAUUUAUUGAAAAAGCUCUAAAACUAUCAUUUAUGGAUGUGCUUAUGAAAUCAAAGAAAGGCUCUCUAAUAAUUAUUCUAAAUAUUUUAAUGAUUUUUGUACCACUGUCAGUAGAACUUCCUGUGUCAUCCAGAACCAUUAAUAGAAUCAGCAAAGCAUUGGAAUUUUAUACAUUAAUGAUAGUAUUCCACAUAGUCUAUGGUCAAAGACUUUUGACAUUUCCAAUUUUAGAAAGUUAAGGUUUGAAACCAAACAAUUAAUAAAUUAUCUCUUUAAUUACUAUUUAAAUACUCAGAUUUGGGUAAUUUACAGUUAGUUGCUUUUGAAAGCCAGCUCUCAGGUUUAUAAUUCAAACAUAUAAACAUGUAGAUGAGGUUAAUUUUUUGGAGAUGUCCCAACCCAAAUUUUAAGUCCACAUGUGAAUCACUAUUAUGUUUCCUGUAAAGGGAUUCAGGCAAAUUGUGCUCCAGUCCCAAGCUCUGUCAGUUAACCUCUGUAACCUUGGAUAAGUGAUGCACCUUCUCUGCGUCUCAGUUUCUUCCUCGGUAAAAGGAUAUACUGUCUGCCUCAUAUGGUUGUUUGAGGACUGUCAAAGCAAAAAUUCUGAAAUUGUUAAAAAUGUAAUUCUCAUAUGAAUAGAUGAGUUAAGUUUCAUUUAACUCAUCCUCAAAAUAACAGAGCAAUUUGAAGAGAAUCUAAAGAACUAGAAUUUAAGAAAUCAGUGGGGAAGGCCAUAAUGAAAUGAGAUUGCUAAGUAAGAUACAAAACUGGUUACUAUAACUUUUGAGGUAAAUUUUUUCACCAGAGACCAAAAAUUAAUCAACAGACCUUAUCAGUUUUUUACAAGUCAAUCCCUAACUUUGCAGGUUCCCAAUCUGGCUUCUAUUGAAUUAUUAGUCAAAGUUACAUUUCCCAAGAGAGUCAGAUGACCCUUGAGUGAGCUUGAUGGAUAAUAUACAAGAAUGAUAUUAAUAGGUCACAUAAUUGCCUUUUUUUGCUGUAUGGGAUAAUUUUUCCUGAAUAGAAUGAAACGAGAUGUGUGAAAGAGAUGUGUGCUUUAACCACAGUAAAUGAUCAUACGUGUUCCCUACUCCCCUAGAUAUCUGCCAAGACCAGCCCAGAUGAUAGUUUUCAAUGUCUAAGUUGUCAUUUGCUUCUCUAUGUUUGCUUGCUUUUUGUAACAUUUUUGAAAGAUUUGAAACUUUUAGUAAAUGUUUUGGCGUUA
Choloepus didactylus (southern two-toed sloth) is the source of this 5921-nucleotide messenger RNA. It is a transcript of the gene ATP8B4, whose product is annotated as ATPase phospholipid transporting 8B4 (putative). The record is from RefSeq and is a predicted model, not a curated record. Gene Ontology annotation, biological process: Golgi organization; phospholipid translocation. NCBI's taxonomy places the organism in Eukaryota, Metazoa, Chordata, Mammalia, Pilosa, Megalonychidae. Gene Ontology annotation, molecular function: ATP binding; ATPase-coupled intramembrane lipid carrier activity; ATP hydrolysis activity. Bases 481 to 4056 code for a protein of 1191 amino acids. The transcript has 28 exons. Gene Ontology annotation, cellular component: plasma membrane.